Paramuricea clavata is the source of this 1692-nucleotide messenger RNA. Lineage: Eukaryota; Metazoa; Cnidaria; Anthozoa; Malacalcyonacea; Plexauridae. The record is from the annotation of a GenBank genome assembly.
GGACAUGGAUUUGAACUUAUCUCGUUUCUGACGAAGGGGCCGUGCCCCGAAACGUAUCUUUAUCUUUACAACAUGUAUUUAUUCAUUUGAAGUUUAAUAAAAUUUAUUUUCUAUUUGAAGCUUUAUAUAAAUGAAGUUUUUUGGGAGGCUAGUGAUAUUUAUAAUUAUUUUGCCAUAUAUGUCUAACUGGGAAUGCAUGGAAAGCAAGAAGAAAGAAUACUUGGCGUUGAAGGAUAUGCGACAUAGACUUGUUAAACUACAACAUCAUGAAAAAGUUUAUUGUAGAAGCUUAUCGGAGAACGUUAUACCGAAAGGUUUGAGGUUGAAGAAAACACCUUUGAUAGGAGAGGUAUCGCUUUGGUUUAAGAAACAAUGGCGUAGAGUGUUGUAUGAAGCGGAACGAAAACUUUUGACGGCACUGAAGAGAGAAGUGAAGCGAAAGCAGAUAGAAAUAAGCAAGGAUUUUCAUAAGAAAACUGGUGAAUUGACAUUAGUUAGAGAAGAUCAGAUGGUAAGAAAUUGGUUAGCGGAUUUGGAGCGCUGUGAGCAUAGAUGGAACGAGGAAUUGGCAGCGAGGCGCAGGAAGAAAUUUUCAAAGUUAUUGGGUAAUCACGCGAAACGGAGACGAAGGGCAUUGUCAAGGGAAGCAAUCAACGAUUUACGUACAUUGGUUUCAGAUUGUGUAGAGUUUAAUGAACAGAUAACGAGGGAAAAUGAAGCGGGUAUGACAACGGAGAAUUCCAAUACGUUUGAUAGUGCGAACAAGGGCGAUAAAAAUAUAUGUGAAGAACAAAAUUGGGCAGAGACAGACAACAACAUGAAUGAAGGCGGUGUGGUUCAGGAAAAUCAGUCAGGUGAAACUAAUGCAUGUUUUUUGAGCGAAAUAGUUAAUGAUGAAUGCAACAACGAACAAAGUAAAUUUGUCUCUGAUAAUGUAAUAAAUAUCUCAAGUAGAGUUUUGACGCAGGCUGAGGUUUCGCUACUUUCAAGGGGUCUAAAGUUUUGUCCCACCCCUAUUGAAUUAGAUAUUUCAUCUGUUAAAAGAGAUAUUAAGGAAUUUGGUAGAAAGCUAAAAUGUAAGGCAUUUUUUCAUUCCAAAAUCGGUAUGGAACAGGAGGGGCAAACAUUUAGACAAUUUAGGGAAAAAUCAGCGUGGUGUCAUACUGAAGUAGAUCCAGCAAUUGAGCUUUAUCUUAGUAAAUUCGAAGAACGGGUUUUGGCUAUUAACGAACGGGGUAGUAAUUUUAGUAAUCUUUCCUCAGAGGAACAAGAAGCACUUAAAAAUUUAAAGAAGUAUCGGGAUAUUGUUAUUAAGGAGGCAGAUAAGGGUGGGGCUGUAGUUGUGUGGGGAAGGAAGGAUUAUUACGAUGAAGCUUAUAAUCACCUUAAUGAUUAGCAAGUAUAUGAGGUUACUGAGUCAGAUCCCUUGGAUACGGUUAAUUCUUUAGUAGAAAAAAACGUUGGAUCCUUUGGUGUAUAAAGGAUAUAUAUCUUUGGCCAAUAGAAAAUAUCUAGUGGUUUCCAAACACCGUUUAGGAAAAUUUUACUUGUUGCCUAAAAUUCAUAAGCGUUUGGAGAAUGUACCAGGACGGCCGGUUAUUUCUAAUUGCGGUACGGCCACUGAAAGAAUAUCGGAAUUUUUGGAUUUUCAUAUACAACCUUUAGUGUGUAAUGUAUCAUCUGUUAUUAAGG